AUGUCUCGCUCAUAUGCCUUCAAAUACAUAAUAAUCGGCGAUACUGGAGUCGGAAAAUCAUGUCUUCUACUUCAAUUCACAGACAACCGCUUUCAACGCUUCCACGACGUAACAAUUGGUGUCGAAUUUGGUAUCAGAACAAUCAAUAUAAAUAAUAAUUCAGUCAAGUUACAAAUAUGGGACACAGCAGGUCAAGAAAGGUUCAGAUCAAUAACAAGAUCAUAUUACAGAAAAGCAGCAGGUGCAUUACUAGUUUAUGAUAUAACUAGGAGAGAAACAUUUGAUCACAUGGCUACUUGGUUAGAAGAUGCAAGACAACAUGCAAGUUCAGAUAUGAUCAUUAUGUUGGUCGGAAACAAAAGCGAUCUCGCGGGUAAUCGCCUUGUUAGUACUGAAGAAGGUGAGAAAUUUGCAAAGGAGAAUGGUUUGAUGUUUAUGGAGGUUUCGGCGAAAUCUAGAGAAAAUAUUGAAGAGGCAUUUGUAAAAACUGCAGAAAGUAUAUAUAAAAAUAUCCAGGUUAGGGUUUCUGAUUUGUUGGAUGAGACUCAUGAAAUCAAAGUUGGAUAUGGUGGACUACCAGCAGAAGGUAGGGAUAAUCGUGAAAGCUCUUAUGAUUUGGGUAGAAGGUGCUGCAGUUGA
This is a messenger RNA of Medicago truncatula (barrel medic), 639 nucleotides long. RefSeq names its product ras-related protein RABB1c. Bases 1 to 639 code for a protein of 212 amino acids. The record is from RefSeq and is a predicted model, not a curated record. Gene Ontology annotation, molecular function: GTPase activity; GTP binding. Lineage: Eukaryota; Viridiplantae; Streptophyta; Magnoliopsida; Fabales; Fabaceae. The transcript has a single exon.